This is a messenger RNA of Kogia breviceps (pygmy sperm whale), 832 nucleotides long. RefSeq names its product histone H3.1. The record is from RefSeq and is a predicted model, not a curated record. NCBI's taxonomy places the organism in Eukaryota, Metazoa, Chordata, Mammalia, Artiodactyla, Physeteridae. Gene Ontology annotation, cellular component: nucleosome. Gene Ontology annotation, molecular function: protein heterodimerization activity; DNA binding; structural constituent of chromatin.
AUCUCCAAGUGGCUCCUUAUUUAUAAUUUGAGGUGCGCUGAACUAGAACAUUAGAAAAUUAGUUCCUUUGGGUCACAGAGUAUAACAAAAAGAGGGAUUGAAAUGUGGAGUAUUUCAUCCAAUCAGAGUCUCUAAUAAUUCCCCAAUCACUGCGUUGACUCUUCAGCCAAUGGUGGUGUUUCGCGGGGCUUUUGAAAUAGCUCAAGGCCAAUAGGAACGUUUCUGAGUAUAUAUAAAGGGGACCUCUUCCUACUUCUUUGCCAAGUUGGUUUCUGUUUCUUUUGUUUGUUUACGAUGGCUCGCACUAAGCAAACCGCGCGUAAGUCCACCGGUGGUAAGGCGCCGCGCAAGCAGUUGGCCACCAAGGCGGCCCGCAAGAGCGCGCCGGCCACAGGCGGCGUGAAGAAGCCACACCGUUACCGGCCCGGCACGGUGGCCCUGCGCGAGAUCCGCCGCUACCAGAAGUCCACGGAGCUGCUGAUCCGCAAGCUGCCGUUCCAGCGCCUGGUGCGCGAGAUCGCGCAGGACUUCAAGACCGACUUGCGCUUCCAGAGCUCGGCCGUUAUGGCGCUGCAGGAGGCGUGCGAGGCCUACCUGGUGGGGCUCUUCGAGGACACCAACCUGUGUGCCAUCCAUGCCAAGCGCGUUACUAUCAUGCCCAAGGACAUCCAACUUGCUCGCCGCAUCCGCGGGGAGAGGGCGUAAAGCUUCCCCAGCUAUCUCAAUCCAACUAAAAAGGCUCUUCUAAGAGCCACCCACAUUUUCUUUAAAAUAGCUGUCAUUUAGGCUGUUCUGUUUCUAUGAGUUUUGUUUUGGGAUGUUAAGAUUGAGA